CAGAGAGAGAAAGAGAAAACCUUAUAAAGCCCAGUAGAGUAGAAUUUUUCAUCAAAAUCUUAUCUGUAGUUUUCUUAUCCCAUAAGCUCUCUAUCUAAUAGUAUGGUGAAGCUAGCAUCGGCACGAGAAAGCCGAAUGUACGGACCCCGGCUGGCCCGAAGCCGGUUGGAGUACAUAAACGCGGGCCUAUACGUGUUCGCCACCAUUGUGCUUCUCGGUGGGUUUGCGGCUCAGUUCUCAAAGGAGCCCAAGUCCGGUCUUGUUCUUUUGCUCAUAGGCUUGGCGCUUAUUGUAAUGGUUAAUGUUCAUGACCUUGUGGCGCACCUUGCCGGGGUCGAUUACCGCCUGCAAAUGAUGGGGUUCGACCCGCAGCUCGCGCUCGUGGAGGUUGCUGUUCCGGUGGUUCAGGUUCUGGGAUCGCUUCUUUUCUUCUUGGGGAUUCUCUUUCUUUUUAUUCAGGAAGAGAAAGGAUAUGGUUACUUCAAAUUGGAAAAGUAUGGUAUGAACAUGCUCAUUGCUGGCUCUGUUUUAUGGAUGGUUGGAUCGAUCCACAACUCGUGCCAAAUCUAUGAGAGAGCUGGUGGGCAUAUCCAAAUCUUGCAGCACGGUGUUCUCAUCCCGUUUCUGAUGGGAAGUUUGUUGUUCGUGGUGGGUGCAAUUCUCAACAGUCGCGAGCAAUCUGGGUGGAUCCAUCAUGGACUGGAGCUACUAGGCAUGACUUGGAUCUGGCUGGGGAUUUUUGGGAGCCUGUUCUUCUUUGUUGGGGGAUUAGCAAAUGUAGUUAAGGUGUACACGAUGCAGCAAAUUGAAGGACUAAGGCUGGAGAAGCUGCGGGGAGGGGCACAAGAGCGACUGAGCCAAGAAAGGGAAGGCCAGGUCCCCCUCAUCAUUGAAGAGCACAGGAUCAGAAGAAGGCAAGCCGAGGAAGCAAAAGUGGUUCCUGGUCCAACACCAUAUAAGGAUGUCCUUGUUGGUCAGAGUUAAAUGCAUGUACUUAUUUGUCUUAAUUGUAACAACCUCUUUGGUUAUUUGAUUCACCCUCCAUUUCUUAGCCUUGCCUAGAGUUAUACGGUAGAAUUAGCAGUUUGAUCAUGUUUUGUUUCCUAUUUAUCUGGAGGACAUAAUCUGAAUAUCUAAUUUGGAUUACAUUUCUCUUAGGCCUUCAUUUUUGGCUCUAUUACCUCCAUGUGUAUGUUAAAUUUGACGUGUGGCCGGUUGAGUAGAUCUUGUAUCAUUACUCUUUUUCUACUCUUCACAUUUAUUUAUCAUAUUCAUUUUAUA
Corylus avellana is the source of this 1281-nucleotide messenger RNA. Its product is annotated as polypyrimidine tract-binding-like protein. The record is from RefSeq and is a predicted model, not a curated record. Lineage: Eukaryota; Viridiplantae; Streptophyta; Magnoliopsida; Fagales; Betulaceae.